Molecule: messenger RNA, 2745 nt
Organism: Brachypodium distachyon (stiff brome)
Lineage: Eukaryota; Viridiplantae; Streptophyta; Magnoliopsida; Poales; Poaceae
Product: protein IMPAIRED IN BABA-INDUCED STERILITY 1
Exons: 5
Coding region: 628-2469 (613 amino acids)
Biological process (GO): protein phosphorylation; positive regulation of transcription elongation by RNA polymerase II
Cellular component (GO): cyclin-dependent protein kinase holoenzyme complex; nucleus
Molecular function (GO): ATP binding; RNA polymerase II CTD heptapeptide repeat kinase activity; cyclin-dependent protein serine/threonine kinase activity
Source: RefSeq, a predicted model, not a curated record
AGAGUCAUCUUGAAGAAACAAACAAAAAAAUCACAGAGUCUUGCUAAUUCCUGGAUCAGUUGCACCUGCUCUGUUCUUGCUUUCCUCCUCCUCGCUGUUGCACUUGGCCAGCUUUCCUGGGCUAUAUUUAGCAGCAGGACAUGGCAAAGGGAAAAACAAUCACCAGAAGAGCAAAUUCUGCCCCCCAUUAUCUUUUCUUGGCUCAUGGCCAGCACAAGAGGAAUUAAAGCAAAAGGGAGGACAGAUUGAGGUGGUAGGAAGAAGAAGAGGAGGAAGAAGAAGAAAGCCCCCAAUUAAAGGCUGCUGCAGCAAGAGCAAAGCAAGGCAAAGGCUAGGCUGGCCUUGCUGUCUAAUCCAGAUGACCAGAUUUCUGUCCAUCUAUCUUUAGGCAGCGGGUCGGAACGGAGGUUGCUGCUGCUUGGGGAUUUCAAUUGCUUCUUGCGGGCGGAGGGGCAGGCAGACAGGGGAGCGAGGGAGGAGGAAGAAGGGUUGGGGGAGGCGGAACAGAGGAGCUCCAUCUCCCCUGUUUCCUGCUCCUCCGAUCCUCCCAUCAUCCAUCGUCCCCUGUUUGCUUCUUCGCUCCCCUGCAGCCGGUGGUCGGUUCUCGGGCAGGGCCGGCCGCGGGCCAUGGGGUGCGCGGCGUCCAAGGGGGCGGCGGUGGGGUCGCCGGGGUACGAGGUGGCGUCCUCGUCGGCGGCGGGGGCGGUGUCCGUGAGCGCGACGUCGGCGGCGUCUAUAUGGAGGCGGCCGGUGCGGCUGGAGUCGUUUGAUCUUGGCCGGGAGGAGAAGGAGGAGGAGGAAGCCGGCGAGGAGAAGAAUGGCGGGCGGCGGCGGCUGCGGAACCUGCAGCCGCAGGUGCACGGACGGCACGUGGACGCGGAGCACGCGGCCGCCGGCUGGCCGGCGUGGCUGAGCUCCGCGGCCGCCGAGGCCGUCCAUGGCUGGGUCCCCCUCAAGGCCGACCGCUUCGAGAAGCUCGAGAAGGUCGGUCAGGGGACGUACAGCAGCGUGUUCCGGGCCUGGGACCUGGACGGCGGUCGCGCGGUGGCGCUGAAGAAGGUCCGGUUCGACGCGUCGGAGCCGGGCAGCGUGCGGUUCAUGGCGCGCGAGAUCAUCGUCCUCCGCCGCCUCCAUGGCCACCCCAACGUGGUCUCCCUCCACGGCCUCAUCGUCCCCCGCUCCUCCCCCAACCACCUCUACCUCGUCCUCGAGUUCCUCCCCCACGACCUCGCCGCCCUCCUCUCCUCCCAAUCCAACACCGCCCCCUUCUCCCCUCCCCAAAUCAAGAGCUAUAUGAGGCAGCUGAUGGCGGGGCUGGAGCACUGCCAUGGGAGAGAGGUGAUGCACAGGGACAUCAAGAGCGCCAACCUGCUGGUGAGCGCCGGGGGCGAGCUCAAGGUGGCCGACUUCGGCCUGGCAAACCUCUUCUUCGAUUCAUCGUCGUCGUCUCCGUCUCGGGCGGCGGCGAUGACGAGCCGGGUGGUGACGCUGUGGUACAGGCCGCCGGAGCUGCUGCUGGGGGCGACGGCGUACGGGCCGGCCGUGGACCUGUGGAGCGCGGGCUGUGUCUUCGCCGAACUCCACGCGGGCCGGCCCGUGCUGCAGGGCCGCACCGAGGUCGAGCAGAUCCACAAGAUCUUCAAGCUCUGCGGCUCCCCCGCCGCCCACGACGACGGAUGCUCCUGGGCCGGGCCUGGCUUGGCCGCGUUCCGGCCGCAGACGCCGUACGAGAGCCGCCUCAGGGAGACCUUCGCCGGGGUGGUGCCCGACGAGCCCGCGUUCGCGCUCCUCGAGACGCUGCUCUCCGUCGACCCCAGGCGCCGGGGCACCGCCGCCGCCGCGCUCGCCUCCGGCUACUUCGCCGCCGCACGCGGCUGCGAGGCUCCGUCCGCCUUGCCGCUUCCCCAGCCGCAGCCGCCACAGCGCGCCGCCGCCGUCCACGCCGAGGAGUCGCUGCUGCUGCCGCGCGCACCGCCGCCGGAGAAGAAGCAGGAGGCGGCGGCUGUGGCCGGCCCCGUGCAGCUCGCCGCGUCCACCGGCUUCGCGUGGGCCAAGAAGCCCAGAGCACCACCGGCGGCGGCCUCAAAGCCCAAGGCCAGGCCCAGCAAGGCCUCGGCGUACGAGGCGGAGAAGCAGGAGAUGAUGAAGCAGUGGGAGCAGAUCACGGAGGCUUUCUGCACCGCCUCCUCCCCCGGAGACGAAGAAGAUGAAAAACAACAAUCCUACAACAACAGCAGCAGCAGCAGGUCCAUCAGAGACGCGGCCAAGCAGCUCAACAAGAGCAGCAGCAGCAGCAGCAAGAGCAAGGGCAUGGCGAGGGUGGACUACUCCGGGCCGCUGCUGUCGCAGCCCGGGUGCGUGGACGAGCUCCUGCGCAGCCACGAGCAGCACAUCCGCCGCCGAGCCGCCGCACGCCGCUCCUGGUUCCACAAAGGGAGCAAGAGGGAGCAGCAGCAGCCAUGUCAGUGAUGGCCGGAUCGCACACACCACAGCCAGCAGCACAAUAGCAAUAGUAUCAUUCAUCUGUCUGAACAAAUUAACACGGGGAACUGAAUGGAAUGGAACUGCGUGCUGUUUGCAAACUGUGGAAUUCUAUGGGGAUCGAUCGUCCAUGCAUGGCUUCCCGAUCGAUCGAGCUAGCUUGUGUAUAUAUAUAUUGCGAUCGAUCGAGAUUGUAUUUGCGAAUUGCGAUAGAGCUGCAACAUUGCCAGUUUUGCCACCUCCAUGGGUGGAUCUCUCUGCUUU